AUGACUGCACCGAGUCUCAUCCCUUCAUCUUUCCUUCCCCCUCUCCCGCGUUCUCAAUAUACCCUCUCUCCGUUACAUCCAGCCGAUAUCCUGGCGCGGAUAUCGAUUCUUCGCGAGCUAUAUCUACCUCCUAUACACGGUGGAUUCACGGCGGCAGAUGUGUUCGAUGAUGAACCUGUGCUGAAAGUCGUUAGAGGGCAGAAACGAGAAAGAAGAUUCUCAGCUGGAUUAGUUGAAACUAUGGAUGGAGUAGGUUUGGGCUUGGACGUAGCCAUAGAAACUAGAGGAAAUGGAUUAGAAGUACUUGAAGAGGAGUUGAGCUCAGACGAAGAGCAAGAAGAUGAUGACGAAGAUGAACGAGAUGGUCAGGAACAUUUAGAACCGUUCGAAAGGGAAUGGGCCGAAAAAUGGCUCGGAGGUAUAGUGCGACGAUCUCAAGGUUGGAUAGAAGAGAAUGAGGAUAAUAUAGAUGAGAUCAAAGAUGUGGAGAUGAUAUUGAGGGACGCGACGGCUGUGUUAGCUAUGAUGGCUGGCACAAGUGCUGCCGGUUCUCUCACUCGACACCUUGUGUUUCCCCUCUUGCCAUCUCUCGCACCUGCAUUAUCACUUGUACAUUCCCGUCAACCACCGAACCCAGCCUUAUCACCAGAAACAAACACUUUCCUAGCUUCUCUGUCAACCUCACCAUCAUCUCCUUCUAUUCACGUCCGUCGUCAAUCAGCUGUAACAGACCUUUCAGCAUCUCCCAGUACUUCUUUAUCCGGCAACGACAAAAGUCUCAUGUCAUCUCGUAGGAGAACGAAAAGCAAAAGGGCUGUAUUACCGAUAUUGCUCCAUGAUGCACCGAUGGGUGAUCAUCUGAGUGUUGGAGUUCAAACAUGGGGAUCUGCAAUCUUAUUAGGCCGACAACUUGCUUUAAGACCUGAAGAUUAUGGUUUAUUCUUACCUUCCGAAAAGCCUAUAAGGAUAUUGGAAUUAGGUGCGGGAACAGGGUUAUUAUCUAUUCUAUGCCGAAAAUUACUAGAUUUACGUUCGACACAAGAAGGUACACCACCAGGAUUAGUAGUAGCUACUGAUUUCUUAGAUUCGGUAUUGGACAAUCUGAAGAUUUGCGUAGAUUUGAACUUCCCUCCUAAAGUAGGAUCAACAAUGAUAUCAACAUCAGGCCAAGGCGGAGGCGGGAACGGAAACGAGAUAGAAACUUCAACGGAUAUAUCAAAAGAUCAAGGUAUACAUAUAGCUAAAUUAGAUUGGACGACUUUCCCUUCUUUCAUGCAAACUGGAAAAGGUGAUGAAGAAUUAUCUGAUUUUGUGGAAAAUCAAAAUUCUUUCGAUCUGGUCUUAGCAAGUGAUUGUGUUUAUGAUGAAACACACGCGAAACUACUCAGAGAAGUAGCUGGAUGGACGCUGAAACCACCUGAUGAACAGGGUAACGGCGGAGGAACCUUCCAUAUUCUGUCUCCACUACGACCUACUUUCGCUCCAGAAUUAGCAUCGAUUGAUCAGUAUUUCCCACCGAUAUCGACGUACACUCCUUUAUCGCAAAGAGAGCAAGCCGCUCGAAGUCCAUCACCUUCAGAGAUAGGUUCCGAUCUCAGAGGAGAGGGUUUGGGCUUAGGCAGAGGUCUCAAGCUCGGUUCCAGAGGGGAGGGAAAGAGAGGGGUCAAAGGUAAGAAGGGAGAAGGAAGGGUAGAUGAGAACGGCGGCUAUUGGUGGUGGGAAGUAGGAUGGGGAUAG
This is a messenger RNA of Kwoniella shivajii, 1737 nucleotides long. RefSeq lists its product as uncharacterized. The transcript has 3 exons. NCBI's taxonomy places the organism in Eukaryota, Fungi, Basidiomycota, Tremellomycetes, Tremellales, Cryptococcaceae. The record is from RefSeq and is a predicted model, not a curated record. The coding region runs from base 1 to 1737 and encodes 578 amino acids.